Messenger RNA from Polyodon spathula (Mississippi paddlefish), 2395 nucleotides. It is a transcript of the gene ak8, whose product is annotated as adenylate kinase 8. The coding region runs from base 85 to 1548 and encodes 487 amino acids. Gene Ontology annotation, cellular component: cytoplasm. Gene Ontology annotation, biological process: nucleoside triphosphate biosynthetic process. Lineage: Eukaryota; Metazoa; Chordata; Actinopteri; Acipenseriformes; Polyodontidae. Gene Ontology annotation, molecular function: ATP binding; nucleoside diphosphate kinase activity; AMP kinase activity. The transcript is spliced from 13 exons. The record is from RefSeq and is a predicted model, not a curated record.
AGCAACUAGCUGACUUCACUAGCAACGAAGACGCUUCAGGAAGAACGGACCCAUUGUUGGCUUGUUUUAGUUUCUUUCGAUGUCAUGGAUGCGACAGCCAAGCCCCUGCGAAUCCCUCCUGAAAUGCGCAUCUAUGCAGAGCAGCACGGCCUCUUCGAUUUGAUGCAGGCGAUGGUGAAAAGACUGCUGGUGGACAAGCCAGAGGACCCCAUAGACUACCUGAUCGAUCUCUUGAAGAACAACAGUAUUGAAGUUCCAAGGAUUUUCGUGUUGGGUCCGCCAGCUUCUGGGAAAAGGACAGUGGUGAAGCAGCUUUGCAAGCACCUCGGAGCCACCCGCAUCAGCAUGGAGAGCUUGCUGAUGGAGGAGAGUGACCUGGUCAAGGAAGCCUUGGAGUACAAAACAAAUGAACAGGAGAUUCCCAGCAUGCUGUGGAUCAACCUGGUCCAGGAGCGCCUGUCAAAAAAGGAUUGCAUCAAACGGGGCUGGGUUUUCGAAGGUUUUCCCAAGACCCGUGAGCAGGCUUUCCAACUGCAGGCAGCAGGCGUAGCGCCAGAGCAUGUGGUGCUGCUCGAUGCCCCAGACACAGUCCUGAUUGAGAGGAACCUGGGGAAGAGGAUUGAUCCCGUCACUGGAGAUGUGUACCACACCUCCUUCAACUGGCCCAGCAGUGACCAUGUGGAGAAGCGGCUGGUGGAGGCGUCUGGGAUCUGGGAGUCUGAGACAGUCGCCCGUCUGCUGGAGUACCAGAGGCACCGCAAAGGACUGGAGAGCACCUACAGCACUGUCUCCAGAGUCAUCAACGCAGACCAGCCCAGCAUCGACGUCUUCUCACAGGUCCUCACCUUUGUCCUGAGCCGGCAUCGAUCCGUAGCCCCGCACACUCCACGGAUCCUCCUGCACGGACCCCCAGCCAGUGGGAAGAGUCUCCAGGCAGCACUAAUAGCUCAGAAAUACAACAUUGUUAACAUUUGCUGUGGGCAGGUUCUGAAGGCAGUGGCAGCAGAUGAAACAAGCCAGGGAGAGCUCAUUAAGCCCUGCCUGGAAACCGGACAACAAGUGCCUGACAGCGUGGUGCUGAAGAUCCUGACUGAGAGCCUCAGUAGGCUGGACUGCACCACCCGCGGCUGGGUCCUGCAUGGCUGCCCUCGCAACCUGGAGCAGGCAGAGAAGCUCAACAGUGCCGGCUUCACACCAAACAGAGUGUUUUUCUUGGAUAUGCCUGACGAGGUCGCUGUGGAGAGGGUGACGUUCAGAAUGACUGACCCCGUCACAGGCCAAAGGUACCACUCCUUGUACAAGGCAGCCCCCAGCCAGCAGAUCCAGGAGAGGCUGCAGAUGAACCCGCGGGACUCAGCUGAGAGGCUGCAGCGGCGUCUGGACCGGUACCGAACCAACCUCCCGGAGCUGCAGGAGCUGUACAGCGACGCCGUCUACGUCAACGCUGACCAGGACCCCCACGCCAUCUUCGAGCUGCUGGAGAGCCACAUUGUUAACCGGCUUCCCAGGCCCAUCUCCCACAGGUGGACUGCGAGCUCCUCGGACUGAGCCGGGCGUAGGGACAGACAGGGAGAGGACACACACACACACACACACACACACACACACACAGGGCUUUUACUCCAUUCCUAUAUGGUCUGUUUGCUACAGUAAGGCUGUUUCAUGCAAAACACUUAAUUGCUUUUUUCUUGCUAUUAGUAUUUCACAAAAUUUGAGUUAAUUUGCAAGUACUUUGGAAUUCCAGGCACUGCUUGUAAACCGUUUCUCCUGUCAGUUUUUUUUUCUUUCAUUAAAUUUUUUAUUUUAGAACGACAGAAAUGUACUUUUUUUUUUAAAAUCUAUAUGGUAAGCUACUCUUGCAGCGAAUAAACAAAAUGUAUCAAACAUGGAUUUCGUUUUUUUGUACAAAAGUGGCAAAAGCACAUCCGACCUUUUCUGUCAACUCUAGCAAGUCUCUGCGGAGGCACUGUUGGAUCAAGCAUGUCCAGGACAGCCCUAACUCCCACAGGACAGCAGCUCUGCCACUGCCUUUACUGCUCUGCUCAUGCAUUUCAACCACUUCCACACCUACACUAACGUUAGCCUGCUUUCUGCCUGCCUAGCUAUUCCCCUAUUCACCAGAACAGAACCCUGGUUAAUUAGAAGUUUGUUUAAUUAAUGUAGCAGUAAAAUGCAGGCUGCUCCUGCCCUGUUGUGGGUAUGUAUUAGUUCCACCCCAGUGGUCUCAUCGACACUGCAGGAGCCCCACUCUGCUACACGCAGCCGCGGGUCAGUGGCCAUCUCCCACUGGGCCUGGAGAGUUGAGUGUAAUGGUUAGAGCAUCGUGUUAACAGCCUUGUUCAACUCCCCUUAGCCUACAACCCACUUAAUUACUGCAAAUGAGUGACAGGAUAUG